GAAGCAUACCGGCGUUGGCUAUGUAGUUCAUUGGUGCCUCAUAUGACUGAAACGGGGCAGCGUGUGCGACCCUGUCUCAGCGUAUGCCAAAGUGUUGAGCAGAAAUGCCCAUACAUGCUUCCUGGGGAUCGAGCACCUGCCUAUCCCACACAAUACGCCGGAGAGCCUACAUUCCUUUGUCUCGACCCAAAUAUACCGGAAACGGGCGCGCAAAGGAAGAAAUCAUCAACGGGAGACGAAGACUGCUGCUACUCACACUGCGGCACACCGGGUCGGGGGGUUGGUGGCUGCGAGGGACCCAACAUCAUCGUAAACUGCCCAGCGGGAAGACCAGCGACCAACGACACCCCAGAGCCGGUCCCUUGCACCGACGGCCUCAACUUCGGCGUAUCGAGCUGCUCGGGCGGCGGCCCAAAACAACCAUCAUCAUCAUCAUCGCCGUCAUCAGAGGCAGCCGCCGCCGCCUCCUCCACCUCAUCAACGUCAUCAGCAUCAUCAUCGUCAGCAUCGAUAUCAUCAACGUCUUCGUCGUCGUCUUUAUUGGGAGGUAGCAGCAGCAGAAGCAGCAGCAUCAGCAGCAGCAGCAGCAGCACGAAACCGCGACGGACUCUACUAAACAAAGUGUCGCUAUUGUGGACCGCAUGGAUUUUAUUUAUAACAAUAAAUACACUUGAUUAUUUAAUUAAUUUGUUGGCAUUGUGCGCGAAAUGUGUGCGGACAACGUUGACGCGGAUAAAGACCAAGUGGAGACCGUGGUCAUAGAAUUAGGGAAAAUUAGGUGAUCUGUGUUCUUUAGUCUAGUCGGUGAUCGGAAGCGACGUAUCCAAAGCAAAAAGAAGAUUCAAACGAGAGAGAGAGAGAGUAAAAAAAAGAAAGCAAGAAGGAAAGCGUUGAAUAGGAAUGAUUACUUAACAAAAGAAAAAAAAGGAA
Messenger RNA from Nicrophorus vespilloides, 930 nucleotides. RefSeq lists its product as uncharacterized. Gene Ontology annotation, biological process: calcium ion import across plasma membrane. The transcript has 2 exons. Gene Ontology annotation, cellular component: plasma membrane. The annotation marks the transcript as partial. The record is from RefSeq and is a predicted model, not a curated record. NCBI's taxonomy places the organism in Eukaryota, Metazoa, Arthropoda, Insecta, Coleoptera, Silphidae. Gene Ontology annotation, molecular function: protein binding; stretch-activated, monoatomic cation-selective, calcium channel activity.